This is a messenger RNA of Rana temporaria (common frog), 1649 nucleotides long. It is a transcript of the gene ZMAT4, whose product is annotated as zinc finger matrin-type 4. The record is from RefSeq and is a predicted model, not a curated record. Gene Ontology annotation, molecular function: zinc ion binding; nucleic acid binding. Lineage: Eukaryota; Metazoa; Chordata; Amphibia; Anura; Ranidae. Gene Ontology annotation, cellular component: nucleus. The coding region runs from base 3 to 1058 and encodes 351 amino acids. The transcript has 7 exons.
GUAUGAGCGCAACUGUAUGUAUAGAGAACCUUUUCUCGGUUUUAUACUUUUUUUCCCCCAUUGUGUACAAUACGGCUCUGAGUCACCAUCUCUUUGUCUUGUUUCUGUGUUUUCAGAUGAAGUCGGAGGACAGAGUUCUGUUUACUGAGACCUACUGCAAAAUCUGCAAUGCGCAGUUAAUCUCCGAGUCUCAGAGGGUUGCACAUUACGAGAGCAAGAAACACGCAAACAAAGUCCGACUCUAUUACAUGUUACAUCCGGAGGAUGGAGGGCCUCCAUCGAAAAAGCUUCGCCCAGAUGACCCAGAAAGCGAUGAGACUGAAGUGGAUAAAAACAAAUGCUGCACCCUCUGUAACAUGUUCUUCACAUCUGCGAUUGUCGCUGAAUCCCAUUACCAAGGAAAGACUCACGCCAAGAGAGUGAAACUGGUCCUUGGGGAGUCUCCAGACAUUCCAGCUCGAGCGGAACCGGUGCAGGAGAAUCCUGAGCAAGCAGAGAUCGCCCUCCAAGAAGAAGAAGACACUUUAUGGAGCUUCAAUAUUGGAAGUGAAUCACGGAAAUUCUGUGACCUUUGUCGAGCUUGGUUUAACAACCCGAUGAUGGCCCAGCAACACUACGAGGGAAAAAAGCACAAGAAGAACGCAGCCCGGGCUAGGCUGCUACAGCGACUUGGGGAGACUUUGGACUCUGAGGCGCUGGAAGCAUUACGGAGCAGCUAUUCUUGCAACAUAUGCAAUAUGGUGCUAAAUUCGGUGGAGCAGUAUCACGCACAUCUGAAGGGUGCACGGCAUCAGAACAAUGCCAACAAUAACUCAGACGGAAGCAAGUUAAAUGGGCAAGGAAAUCUCCAGAAUUCCCCUGACGCACAAACGGAGCCAAGAAGCGACUUCUACACCGGGAACAACAUUCAGAAACAACUGGUUAAAGAGGGAAAAGACAAUGACAGCGGGAGAAGCUCUCUGAGCCCACCACAAGUCCCAGACGAAACUGAGCAGUGCUCUCCAGACAACAACUUCUACCCCGUCAUAAUGGGACAGGAAAGUCACAUUGUGUGCUGAGGACGUCCCACUCACGCGUCACACAGACUUGUUUUCUAAUGAGUACAGCACAAGAAAGGGCUUAGUCUUUUUUGUUUUUAACCAUAAGUAUCACUUGGAAGUAGCAGAUACACGUGCAUGGAUUCAUUUCCAGGCUCUCAGCCAAGUUCUACCACCAUGGAGACCUACCUGGGGGACAACUUCAUGGAUGUGGUUUAUUUCUCGAACUCUGGCAAACGCCUGCUCACCGGAGAAUUUUUUAAUUCUAUUUUUUGUCAUUUACAUCACUGAAUCUUGUGAAGGUGACCCCCCCCCCCCCCCUUAAGGUUCUACCCAUACUACAGAUUGGUAUCCUUUGAUGGAAGCUCGUUCACGUUGAGAAGAAAUGUUCUUAUUGCCCAUAGAAGGAAGAACACAAAUGUUUAGACAGGUCCUCUUUUUUUUCCAACUUUUUAACCAUCGGCUUGGAAGUCUACUGCGGAAAAGGUCAAAAGCAAAUCGGAUUUCACUUGCAGACGCUGCGGUGUGGCGACCCCACCGGCUGCGCAGGGAUUCUCCGAGAGGCAUAUGGGAUUGCUAGAAGUCUUUUUAAAAAUAAAACAUCAGAUGCUC